GGUCAUCAAUUUUGAUUAUAGCAUUGCUCAAUAAACAAUUGAAAGCUUUUAUUAGCAUAAAUAAUAGCACCGAAAAUGAAUAAAAGGCUACUUAAAAAUGUUCUAGUAUGCGCAACCGCCGCCACUUGCGCCUACUUUACCGGUAAAUACGUUGAACGUCAACAAGUGCCAGAAACAGAGUGGGAAAUAAAAACGCCAGCGUUAGUCCAGCAGUUGGAGCGCCGCCCCGCAUUGCCAAUUUUUGGCACAGUGUCGGCCGCAGUACCAGUGCCAGCAGAAGAAGUGAAUCUCAAUGCCACACCAACGCGCAUUUCACAAAUCAUGAAAUAUGGUUUCCCUGGGCUGGAUCAUGUUCGUUCUUAUUCAGAUUUUGUGCUAUCCUACGAUCGCCGUAACCGCGUACCACAUUGGGUAUUUGAACAUCUCACGCCUGAGUCAGUGGCCAGAAACGAUGCUGUCGAUCGCUCAAAGUGUGAAUUCCGCGCGGAUGACAGCAUA
Messenger RNA from Rhagoletis zephyria (snowberry fruit fly), 498 nucleotides. RefSeq names its product endonuclease G, mitochondrial-like. Gene Ontology annotation, cellular component: mitochondrial inner membrane; nucleus. Gene Ontology annotation, molecular function: single-stranded DNA endonuclease activity; RNA endonuclease activity; nucleic acid binding. Gene Ontology annotation, biological process: apoptotic DNA fragmentation. The record is from RefSeq and is a predicted model, not a curated record. NCBI's taxonomy places the organism in Eukaryota, Metazoa, Arthropoda, Insecta, Diptera, Tephritidae.